Molecule: messenger RNA, 433 nt
Organism: Penicilliopsis zonata CBS 506.65
Lineage: Eukaryota; Fungi; Ascomycota; Eurotiomycetes; Eurotiales; Aspergillaceae
Exons: 5
Coding region: 74-367 (97 amino acids)
Biological process (GO): mitochondrial electron transport, NADH to ubiquinone
Source: RefSeq, a predicted model, not a curated record
GGGUCCGACUACGCGACUACCAGAUAUUGUUGCUUGAAACAACCCUACAAAAGGCAAUCAUAUAUCAGUGAUUAUGUCUGCCAACGCUGCGCUGUCGUUAUAUCGACGAUCACUGAAGCUGGCCCUCGACUGGGCAGUUCACAGGCACACCUGGCGUGGACAAGCUGUGUACAUUAGAUCACUUUUCGAGGCUAACCGAGACGUCCGGGACCCCCGUCAACAGAAGGUAUUAUUUCGGGAAACGGAGAAGUUGCUGGAGGCCUGGAAACACCCUGAUCCUUAUAGGGCCCCAACUGCCCCGGGUGGUUCGAAAUGGGAGAGAAACCUUCCCGCCCGAAAACUACCUCUUGCUGCUGGAGGGCAUUAAUUGAUUACGGACGAUAACCGGGAUACAUGAAGGGACAUUUUGAACAUGAGAAUAACAUGAGAAUCC